Molecule: messenger RNA, 6508 nt
Organism: Eriocheir sinensis (Chinese mitten crab)
Lineage: Eukaryota; Metazoa; Arthropoda; Malacostraca; Decapoda; Varunidae
Exons: 2
Coding region: 431-3208 (925 amino acids)
Biological process (GO): regulation of transcription by RNA polymerase II
Molecular function (GO): RNA polymerase II cis-regulatory region sequence-specific DNA binding; DNA-binding transcription factor activity, RNA polymerase II-specific
Source: RefSeq, a predicted model, not a curated record
UCCGCGCCACACACUCGGGCUCAGUAAACAAGCCGCCGUGUUGAGCUACGUAGCCACGGCACCGACGCUCCGGCUCGCCCCCAACAGUGCCUCAGUGCCACGCCUCCCACGGCCCAGCAAGCUCUGCCGCGCAGUGCCACCACAGCCCCCGCCCCCCACCCGCCCACCCACCUGACGGUCUGCACCCAGCCCGCGCCGGCCUGCGCACCACCCUCGCCCAUACAUAUACAUACACACACACGCAUACAUAGAGGCACACGCUCGGCACUGGUAGCCUAGUGAUGGUGGCGGCGGUGCCAGUCAAUGAAUGUUGCUUAGUGACACCGGAGGCGGCUGCGGCGGCGGCGGCGUCGUGCGCGUAAACAGUGUUGGCGGCCCAGUCUUGGUGCGGCGCGCGAGGUGACAGGCCGCGCGGUGCGCCGGGCAGGUGAUGGUCUCCCGCGCGAAGGCACCAGGUGGCACCAUGGCACUGCACUGCUCGCAGGCCAAACUAUGGGUCAAGACGCACUACGAGCGCCACCCCGAGGGCGUGGUGGCCAAGGCCGUCAUGUACAAGCACUACGAGGACUACUGCCGCGAGCAGGGGCGCAACAUUAUGGAGACGAGCAUCUUCGGCCGCGUGGUCAAGUCCGUGUUCCCCGACGUGACCAUCCGGCGCCUGGGCGGCCGCGACAACCUCAAGUACUACUACUGCGGCAUCCAGGCCAAGGAGAGCUCGCCCCACGCCGGCGACAACGCCACCACCACGCGGCCCAAGCGGCGCCUCAGGAAGCGCGAGCUGCCCACGGACAAGGCUGACGUGCACCGCUGCCUGCUGUGGCUCUACAAAAACUACCACGUCGUGCCCGACGCCUCCGUGCCUAAGGCCGAGGUCUACGACCGCUACGUGAGUGAGUGCGUGGCGGGCGUCGGCGACCCGCUCUCGACGCAGCACUUCGCCAUGGUGCUGAGCCACGCCUUCCCGCACGCGGCGGGCCGCAGGCUCGGCCCGCGCGCCAACCAGCACAAGUUUUACUUCGGCAUCCAGGAGCGCGCGGCGCCGCUGCCUUUGGACACGGCGCCCGGCGACCUGCAGGGCGCCGUGGAGCUUAUGUUCAGCAACGGCAAGCUGUGCUACCGCGAGGAGCUGCACCCCGACGACGACGACGAAGACGACGACGACGACGACGACGACGAUCUCGGCUGUCGGAGCCCCGUGUCUGAUACCUCCGAUGGCUCGCGGGACGCCCACACGCCGCUCUCCGGGCCGCACGCGCCCCAGCGGUACCUGAUGCAGCCCUACAUCAAGGAGGAGCCCGUCGACUACAGCCUCCAGCACCUCAAGCUGAAGGACGAGCCGCUGGAGGAGGACGAGUACUCGGUGAAGGAGGAGCCGCUGGACCUGCACGUGCCGCGCGACGACCCCAGCAUGGAGCUGUCCUACAUGUCCGAGGCGUCCCCACGGGCCCCGGCCAUGGGCGCCUCCCACCCCGCCUCCCACGACCAGAAGGCCAAGCGCAUCUACAAGCCUCGCUUCCGCUUCAUCGAGACCGGCUGGUCGAACAGCUGCGAGGAGGAGCACUACUCCGACAACAGCGCGCAAAAUGCGUUAGAGUCCCAGCUGCGGGAGUGGCUAGCGCAGGCGCUGCAGGAGCACUCCGCCAUGUGCGUCAACAGGGACCAGCUGUACGCCCACUACAAGCAGGACUGCGACUUGAUGGGCGUGACGGCGCUGCCGCUCACCUACUUCGACGAGACGGUGAUGAAGGUGUUCCGCGGCGUGGUGACCAUGAUCCACCCCUCUGAGAAGACCUUCUACCGCGGCGUGCGCGUGGCGCCGCUCUCCCCCCUCGACGGCCAGCUGGAGGAGCUGCUGGACGGCCGCCCGCUGCCCCCCGCGCAAGGCCUCCUGGUCGCCGAGCAGUCGCCGCCGCUCGCCAUGGCGGCGCGCGUCUCGCCGCUGCUGGAGGACGAGCGGGUCGAGGCGCCCUACGAGCACUACGGGGAAGGCGAGGUGGGCGGCGCGCGCGGCGGGCCGCGGGAGGGGCUGCGGGACGGCAAGUACUACCUCAGCAUGUGGCUCACCGACAACUUCGAGUCUGUGCCGGACUCGUGCGUGCUGAAGGCGGACGCGUACCACCACUACGAGAUGUACGCGCGCUCCAUCAAGCAGACGCCCUUCGAGAUGAACGUGUUCGGCAAGAUCGUGCGGCAGGUGUUCCCUAAGGUGAGCAUCCGGCGGCUGGGCGGGCGCGUCAAGCCGCAGUACCACUACUGCGGUAUCGCCGUCAAGCCCAGCAGCCACCUGUACCAGUUCAUGGCCGGCAAGGACCCCGCGCAGCGCUCCCGCAAGAAGGAGAUCGCCACGGACAACAAGAGCGCCGAGGUGGUGAUCGAGUGGCUGCGCUCCCAGUACGAGGCGGGCUCCGGCCACGUCAUCAUGAAGAGCGCCGUCUUCAGCGCCUACUGCGCCUAUUGCAAGGCGGUGGGUGAGAGUCCCGUCACGCUCAACUACUUCGGCAAGCUGGUGAAGCACUGCUUCCCCAACGUGGAGGUGCGCAAGUGUGGCGGCCGCUCCGAGCCCACCUGGUACUACUUCGGCCUGGUGCCCCUGGGCCCCCACGACGGCAUGCAGCCCCACAUGAUGCCCCGCGAGGCCCCGGGCCACACAUCCAGCCCCAUCCCCAUCUGCAUGGGCGGCGGGGCGGGGGGGCUGCUGGCCCAGCACGCGCCAGGCCUGGCGCCCCACCACCCCUACUCCAGCUCCCCCGGCGGCUCCCCCCUGAUGGAGGGCCACGACGACCCCCGCCGCCGCCUCCUGGCCCGCUCCCCCUACGAGCACGGGGACGUGCCCCCCGACACUCUGUACUCUCGCUCUCCCGGAGACUCGUCGGCGCAGUACUGCCGCUCUCCCCGGGAGGUGCUGCUGCUGGGCUGCGACAGUCCCCGCGGCCUCUGCCACUCCCCGGCGGACACGGGUCUCGCCUUCCCCCCCAGUCCCAUGGAGGCGGUCUCCCCGGGGGGCCUCAUCAGACCGCGGCCCCCACGGGCGGGGGGCGGCGGGGGCCAGGUGGUGCCCCGCUACCCCCACCCGCACCUGCCCUACACGCCGCAAGGUGACCCGGCGGUGGCGGCGGCGGGGCUGCUGCCGGGCGGGGACCUGCAGGCACACAAGCGGCACAAAGCCUUCCCCGAGCACUGCGGCGCCGCGGAGAUCCACCUCGAGUGACGCCGUGGCAGCAGCGUGGAGGUUCGACUGUGAUAUAGUGAAGCAGCAGCAGCAGCAGCAGCAGCAGCAGCAGCAGCAGGAGUGUUCCUUCGUGCCUACUCGAAUGUUACUGUGCCUAAAGAGACGGAAGAUAUAAUAAUAAUAGUAGUAAUAAUAGUAUCACUAAUAAUCACGUGCAGUGCUGAGGAUCCUUUGGAAAACAGGACAAUAGUCAAACUUAGUGAAAUCUUCCUAAAUACUCUUAAUUUAUUGUUUUCGUUACAACGGUGCUCUAGACGCGGCGUCGGGGAGGGGGGGGGGGGCGGCCACAGACACUCAGACACACGAGGACGGACAGAAGCAGUGCAGUGCCCCUCGCUCCCUCCCCCCGGCGUGCGUGCGUCACGAAGUGGAAGACGAAUUUUUGUUGCAUUAGGUUACGUUACUUUUUGUAUCCAUACUCUCUCUCUCUCUCUCUCUCUCUCUCUCUCUCUCUCUGAUAGCAACACCCACAAGAAAUGGGGAAAAGGAAAAAGUAGACAAAAAAAGAAAGCCAGAGGAGAGAGAGAGAGAGAGAGAGAGAGAGAGAGAGAGAGAGAGAGAGAGAGAGAGAGAGAGAGAGAGAAUUACUGGUGUGCGGAGAGGUACCCGGUGACCCAGUGACAUAGUGGUUCGCUGCGUCACUGACCCAGUAAGGGAGUGCCACACGCAAACACCCGACAGUGCCACUCGCAAACCCCGUCUGACAGUGCCCAGUGCCCAAAGACAGCGCCCCCAGUCCCCCCCCUCCGGUACCUCAGAAAGUCCCCGAUUACGUCCCACAAUAAUGCAAGCCCAGCGAGUGAGUACCCUUCUCAAAAAAGCAUAACCAGGGCACUCAAUCAGACAGUUCCAGUGCCCAAGGACAGUGCCACUAGUCCCCCAGCACCACCAGUACCACAAGCCAGUACCCAGUAUCCCCGGACAACUGCUCCAGUAAUCCCCAGUACCCGCCAGUGCCACGGUACCAAAAGAAACUGAUGGGCAGUGUCCCUGUGAGUCCCCAGUGUCGUGCUUCACCCCCCCCCAGUACCGGCCAGUGCCCCAGCUAACAAGGACCGUACCCACGUGAGUCCCCAGCACUUGAAAAAUGUCAGACACGUACCCCGGUAUCUUAUGUGAAACCUCAGAACCACCCCCAGUACCCCCAAGACAGUGCCAAAGACAGGCCCCAGAAAGUACCCCAAUCAGUACCCACCCCAGGACAGUACCCACCCCCCAGUGCCUACUCUAAGCGCCCAGAACUUUCCAGAGAGUAAACUAGUGCCUCCCCCAGACCCAGAUCCCCCCCCCACCCACCGUCAGACAGUGUCCCCCAGUCCCCCAGGGCAGUACACCAGGACGGAGGAUGUAUAAGUGAUGUAAAUGGCAUAAUACUUACCCUGGGAAAGUGCCAGCAGCCAGUCCUUCUUGCAUCUAUUGUGGACCUGAGAGAGAGAGAGAGAGAGGCUGUUAUGUGACGUGGAGGAGGAGGAGGAGUUGGAGAGAGAGAAGAGAGGAGGAGGAGGAGGAGGAGGAGGAGGAAAAAAAAACAGAACUGUGAUAUUGUAAAAAAAUGGACAGAUUCUUGUGUGUGUGUGUGUGUGUAUGUGUGUGUGUGUGUGUGUGUGUACGUUAAUUUAUGUACUGUUGUUGUUGCUGUGUACACAUGUUUGUUUAUGUAUACACGAGAGAGGGGGGGGCGUGUGGGGAGGGGGGUUAAGGGGGGGAGGUGAUGGUGGUGGUGCCCCUUCCCCCUCCUCCCCCUCCCUCUUACCUCCCUCCAAUGCCUCAGGUGCCCCCUCCCCCCCCAUCCCAGUGAGUGAAGGGACCACGGUGCUGUGUGUGUGUGUGUGUGUGUGUGUGUGUGUACGGAGGGAGGGGAACGUUCUACCUUAUUCACUCAUCCUUCCUCUCCCUUCCCUUCCCUUCCCUUUCUUUCCCAUUUCCCUUCCCUUCCUCUACACCCCUUCCCUUCCCCUACUCCCCGUCCCUUCCCUUCCCUUCCCUUCCCCUCCCCUACUCCCCGUCCCUUCCCUUCCCUUCCCCUACUCCCCUUCCCUUCCCUUACCUUACUCCCCUUCCCUUCCCCCCUACCUUACUCCCUUCAAGAACAUUCCCAUGACAGCCAACACAACAUACUCUCCCUUCCCUUCCCUUCCCUUCCCUUCCCUUCCCUUCCCUCCCUUCCUCCAAUAGGCAUUUUUCUCCUCCCCAAAGGUAGGAAGGUUUAUAUAGAUUAUUGAAACUGAAUCCAAAGUUGUUAUUUAUUAUUAUUGCUAUUAUUAUUAUUAUUAUUAUUAUUAUUAUUAUUAUUAGGGCUAACUUUUUUAUACUCCCUCAUCCCUUGACUAACACGUGUUUUAAAAUAUACCUAUAAAUAAAUGAUGUAAUACUCUUAUUUGUUUUUUUUCGUUUUUUUUAAGUAAGUUGUGAACAGUCAAUCAGUCUGUCAAUCGAUCAAUCAGUCAGUCAGUCAGUCAGUCAAUCAGUCAAUUAACCAAACAAUACUGACGACAACAACAACAACAACAACACCUACUACCACUACUACUACCACUACUACCACCACCACCAUCACAAUUAUUAUUAUUAUUAAACAUUCCAUUAUGGACUGACCAACAACCACAAUCACCACCACAAUCAUGACCUCCCCCCCCCCCCUCCCUCCCUCCCUUCCCCUCCAAAACAACGAAAUGUCUCCUCCACUACGAGAGAGAGAGAGAGAGAGAGAGAGAGAGAGAGAGAGAGAGAGAGAUUGCAUGCUUUAUUCCUAUACCCCCCCUCACCUCCCCUCUUCCACAUUCAAGAUAAUAAUAAUAAUAAUAAUAAUAACAAUGUUACUAAUAAUAUAAAAACGACGUGUAUAUCUGUAUGAAAGAAUUAUAUAAGAAAAUUACUUAUGUUAAGAUUAUUACGUGUAUUACAAUGUUAAAUAUUAUUAUUAUUAUUAUUAUUAUUAUUAUUAUUAUUAUUAUUAUUAUAGAUGAAGAAGAGGCGGAGGAGGAGAGAGGGAAGGGAGAAGAGAAGAAGGGAGGGAGAGAAGAAGGAAGGGAGGGAGGGAGGGUAGAAAAUAAUGGACCAUAACACUGUAUGCAUGAUGAUGACGGGAUGAUGAUGAUGAUGAUGAUGAUGUCACUGUUGCCUAAUUUAUUUUAUUUAUUAACUAAUGUAGUUUUAUACGAUGACGCGCCGUUCGCUCCUCACCCACGCUAACGAAGUGGUGACGAUGAUGAUGAUGAUGACGAUGACGAUGAUGAGAUAACUAAAAGCGAGGAAAAUAAUUAAAACGAACUCAUUUAC